AAAUACCCGAGUGUCUGCGUUGGAGAGUCGGGCAUAGUGAUUGGUGCGUAUUAACUUGUAGGCUCGUAUUAUUAGCAAGGGACAGGACUAUACCAUCACCAGACAUCGCAGAUCACAAGCAGAAUGGCGGCUCCAAAGAAAGUGUGCAUUGUGGGGUCGGGCAACUGGGGCUCAGCGAUCGCAAAGAUUGUAGGCGUCAAUGCAGCGGCGCUGGACAAAUUCGACAAGACGGUCAGGAUGUGGGUCUUCGAGGAGAUGGUCAACGGCCGGAAACUGACCGAGAUCAUCAACACUGACCACGAGAACGUCAAGUACCUGCCCGGGCACAAACUGCCCCCCAAUGUGGUGGCAGUGCCCGACGUUGUAGAUGCAGCAAAGGACGCCGAUAUCCUGGUGUUCGUGAUCCCGCACCAGUUCAUCGGGAGGCUGUGUGACACCCUGAAGGACAGUGUUAAGAAGGACGCCAUCGGAAUCUCGCUCAUCAAGGGUGUGGACGAGGGUCCAGAGGGUCUCAAGUUGAUCUCUGCUAUUAUUCGUGAGAAGCUGGGCAUCGCUGUGAGCGUGCUGAUGGGGGCGAACAUCGCCAACGAGGUGGCGGAGGAGAAGUUCUGCGAGACCACCAUCGGCUGCAAGGUAAAGGAGCAUGGAGCGCUGCUGAAGGAGCUCAUGCAGACUCCCAACUUCCGCAUCACUGUGGUGCAGGAGGCUGACGUGGUGGAGAUCUGCGGGGCGCUCAAGAACGUGGUGGCAGUGGGCGCCGGGUUCUGUGACGGUCUGGGUUUCGGUGACAACACGAAGGCUGCUGUGAUCCGGCUGGGUCUGAUGGAGAUGAUCUCGUUCGCCCGGCUGUUCUGCACCGAGGGGCCCGUCUCCUCCGCCACCUUCCUGGAGAGCUGCGGGGUGGCCGACCUCAUUACCACCUGCUACGGGGGACGCAACCGCAAAGUGGCCGAAGCGUUCUCCAAAACAGGCAAGUCUAUUGAAGAGCUGGAGAAGGAGAUGCUGAACGGACAGAAGCUACAGGGACCGCAGACUUCAGCCGAGGUGCACCGGAUCCUCACACACAAGAACCUCGUGGACAAGUUCCCCCUCUUCAACGCAGUCUACCAGAUCUGUUACGAGGGACGCCCAGUCAAAGAGUUUAUCCAGUGCCUGCAGAACCAUCCCGAACACGUGUAGCCCUGGACCGGACCGGAACCAGAAAUCCUGGGGGGAGGGGGGAGGGG
Acipenser ruthenus (sterlet) is the source of this 1226-nucleotide messenger RNA. RefSeq names its product glycerol-3-phosphate dehydrogenase [NAD(+)], cytoplasmic-like. Gene Ontology annotation, biological process: glycerol-3-phosphate catabolic process; carbohydrate metabolic process. Lineage: Eukaryota; Metazoa; Chordata; Actinopteri; Acipenseriformes; Acipenseridae. The record is from RefSeq and is a predicted model, not a curated record. Gene Ontology annotation, cellular component: glycerol-3-phosphate dehydrogenase (FAD) complex; cytosol. The transcript is spliced from 8 exons. The coding region runs from base 124 to 1179 and encodes 351 amino acids. Gene Ontology annotation, molecular function: protein homodimerization activity; glycerol-3-phosphate dehydrogenase [NAD(P)+] activity; NAD binding.